AAAAGAUUUUAUCUCAUAAAAACAAGAUAUAUCUUCUAUCUCUCUCUCUGGCUGUCCGAAUCCGACAGGUAAGACUGUUGUAAGAAAGAGAGAGAGAAGAACGAUCCAAGACAUGGAUCAUGAUCCUUCAAACGCGAAACCAAACCAACACCCACCUCUAACCAACCCAUCUCCGACGUCGUUUCGAGGCCCCAACCAUAGGCGAGCCCACUCCGAGGAUCAAUUCCGUCUCCCUGAAGAUCUAGACUUUUCCGAAACCUUCAGCGGGUUCUACGAUCUUGGAUCCGAAGAUGACCUCUUCUGCUCCUACAUGGACGUUGAAAAUCUCGGAUCCGGACUCGGACCCGGUAAUGAUAACCCGUUUCCCGCUGAGAAUGGAGGUGGUGGAGGGAGAGAGGAGGAAGGUGGGAGGGAGAGACCUAGACAUAGGCAUAGUGUCUCAGUUGAUGGGUCUUCGAGUUUGGAGUCGAUAGAGGCUAGGAAAGCUAUGACUCCUGAGCAACUCGCUGAGCUUUGGGUUGUUGAUCCCAAGAGAGCUAAAAGGAUAAUGUCUAACCGACAAUCUGCAGCUCGUUCAAAAGAGAGAAAGACUCGGUACAUAAUGCAGCUCGAGAAGAGAGUCCAGGCCUUGCAAGCUGAAUAUGCUACCCGUUCUGCAUACCUGUCUUUGAUCAAUGGAGACAUAGAUGGGUUGUUAUCUGAGAACACAAAGCUCAAGCUUCAAAUACAGAUGGUGGAACAAAAAGCCAAGUUGCAUGAUGCGCUGAACGACAAAAUGAAAAGGGAGUCCGAGAUGAUGAGGUUCGCAGCAGCGGGACAAGUCUCACACUCUGAUGCUUAUAACCUCCAAAUGGCUCGCAUGCAAUACUCUCAACAGCAAGCAUUCUUUCAGCAACAAGCUGAUGCUCAGAACAUGCAACAAAUGACUCCUCAGUUUCAUCACUUCCAGCCAAACAACAACCAAAACCCUCCGCUUAUGCAUCAUGCUACUUCCAACGCCUCUGGUCAAUCUCAUUCCUAUGCGGAGGAAGACCAUCUUGGCAGCUUACAGGGGCUUGACAUUGGCAAUGGCUCAAACUUUGGUAGGUCUAGUGAAAGCAGCAGCAGCACCAAGUGAGAGAGAGGCUGCCUUUUCUCGAUAAACCUUUUCUUUUUCUUCUCUAUUGAUACCUCAUUUUAGCUAAACAAAAACUUACAUCUCUGUCUUAUACAUUCAUUAUUCUGUGAAACUGGUUUCUCUUUUUGGGGGCGUUUUGGGGUUUCAACUUGUCUCAUUACUCUGUUUCCUGGUUCAUGGGGGAGCUACCAAAGCCUUAUGCUCUUUUGCAACUGCACCCAUCCUUGAAAAAUGGUGGUUGUGUUUGGAUUUGGCUUUUGCCUUAAACCUGAAAAGAAAUUGUUUUUAUUUUACAUCACUUCUUCUCU
Molecule: messenger RNA, 1425 nt
Organism: Brassica rapa (field mustard)
Lineage: Eukaryota; Viridiplantae; Streptophyta; Magnoliopsida; Brassicales; Brassicaceae
Product: bZIP transcription factor 18
Biological process (GO): regulation of DNA-templated transcription
Cellular component (GO): nucleus
Molecular function (GO): DNA-binding transcription factor activity
Source: RefSeq, a predicted model, not a curated record